CUGAAAGUAAGGCAGGUCAGCAGCGAUGGCAGACGCGUAUCCUCAUGCUCUGCUCGUCGAACUUGAAGAAAACAAUAUACCAAGACUAAAAACCAAACUAGUCAAAUACUUUCAAAGUAGGAAAUCUAACGGCGGAGACUGUGAAGUUGACUAUGACACCGGCAGCAGGACGGCGGUGGUGCGGUUCCACAGAGAGGACGACCGUCGAAAUGUCCUGGAGAAAGAGUCGCAUCAGAUAAAUUCGGACAAUAGAGUGUUGAAGAUAACGGUGAGGUUGCCUGAAGAUGACAAGACUGAGCAGGAGACUCCAUGUGAUAACCCCAACAAAAACUUGGAUGUUUCUGUAAAGACCCACCAAAAUACAGAUGAACAGCCUUCUGCAUCUGAACUUCAGACUGAUGUCAAGGGCAGACAUGGUAUGACAGAAGAAGAAGAGCUCUGCAGCACCUCAUCUGUUUUAGAAAAUAUUCCAGAGGGGUUGAGCCAGGAGUACUGGGAGAUGUGGGUGGAGAACAUUAUGAGGAAUCCUUCCGGUUCAUCCAACCCAGACCACAUAACAGUUCAAGUCAUUCCUGACACAUCCUCUGCUGUGAUCACUUUCCAAAGUGCUGAAGAAAACAACGAUUUCCUGAAAAGAUCCCCUCAAAACAAGAAGUUCAAGGAGAAAGGUUUAGCAGUCCGGCCUCUUGAAAUCACAAAGCAGUUCUUAGUUCAAGAUGUUCGAAAUUUUAGUGGAGACAUGCUCCAACUGUAUUUUGAGAAUGAAGGUGGGGAUGUGGACGCUGUUGAACUCAAUGAAGACCAGUCUGCUGUCAUCACCUUUGCAGAAUAUGCAGCUGUUCAAAAAAUCACAAAGAAGAAACACCACAUCAAAAAGGAAGAAAUCAAAGUUUAUCCUUUUUAUAAGUCUUUGGGAACAGCCCUUUAUGGCAAAGAUAAGCCAUCUCUGAAACUCCCCACUGCCAUCUCUCAGCCCAUUGACAGUGCCAUUUGGAGAUUCUUAGAUUUAAGUGCGUCAGCAGCAGAGGCAAUUCAACGCAACCUUGCACAAUACUUCUGCAAAGUCAAACUUGAAUGCUCUACUGCACACUUGAGUCCCGUACCUUCACUUCUACAACAAAAGGAUGCCAGAUCCAUGACCAAAGAGUGGGCAGAUAAUGUGAAGUCAGCCUUUUCACAAGCUUUGUCAAAAUACAAAUCCCUCCCAUUGAAGCCUGAGCCAGAUGUGUGGAAAGAGUCAGAGAGAAAGGUCAGAGAGGUGAUACUGAAUGAAGAUGUUGUCAUAGUGUCUGAUGAGGCCAGUGGUGUCCUAUCUGUGACUGGCCCUGCUGCUGUAGUCAGCAGGCUAGAGGAAACACUUUGUGAAGUUGUAAACCAGAUUGCUAAAAGAGCACAAAGGGAGAAACUGGUAGUAACUGAAGAAAUCAAAGUAUCGCCGUCUGUUUUCAACAUCCUGUGUCAAGAUGGUAUUAAAAAUAAGCUGCUGAGUGUGUAUCCAGAACUCAAAUUCAAAAAUGAUAGCCCACAUCCAAAAAUAACUGGCUUAAGGGAUGAGAUAUUGGCAGCAAACAAAGUUAUCCUUGAUCAGAUGUUUGCAUUAAAACGACAGAAUUUAGAAGUAGAUCACUUUGUGCUUGACAUGUUAAAGGAUGAAGAACCAGAGGAGCUCACAAAUGCUUUCCUCACACCAAAUGGAAUAAAUGCAGCAUUUGACAUUAAUGCGCACAGAGUGCAGCUUCUUGCUGUUUCUGACAGAGCUCUGUGUGAGGCUGAAAGUCAUUUGAAACAUCUCCUCAUAUCUCAGUACAUUAAUGUCGAAGAUAACAAUGUCAUGAAGAAGCCUGAGUGGAAGGAUCUGGUCAGUCAAAUAGAGAAAAACAACAUUGAAUCAUGCAGAAAAAUUCGAAUCCAGACCCAAGAUGAUCAAGUUGUAGUGUCUGGCCACAAAGAUGACAUUAGUGUAGUUAGCUGUAAAGUUGAUGACUUCUUAAAACAGAAUGCUCAAGUUGAAGAAGCUGUUGCUGUUAAACCCAGUGCCAUACUUGAAUAUGUCAAAAAACACAAUACAUCUUUGCAGAACCAAGUGAAAGAAAAUGUGGUGGUUUCUUUCAGCAAGGAUGCCAUCUGUCUCAGUGGCCCUAGAUGUGAUGUUGAAGAUUGUAAGACUUUGGUACAAGGCUUUGUCUCCUCUGUUUUUUUUGACACAUUAAAACUCUCCAAACCUGGAGCCAAGAGGUUGUUCCAAGACAAAGAAGCAGUGUAUCUUCCUGCAAUUGCCAGUGAAACUGGUUGCUUAGUCCAGUUAGUUGAUGAGAUCAGUGAUGGACAGGAUGCCUCCACCCCCAUACAGUUUCCAAAACCUGUGUACCAGCUUCAGACACCUGAUGGUGUGGAAAUAGUUGUUUGCAAGGCAGAUCUUUGCCGUUAUCCAGUGGAAGCAGUUGUCUGUCCAGCCAAUGAGGACUUGAAACACAAUGGACAUCUUUCAGCAGCACUUCUGAAUGCAGGUGGGCCACAGCUACAGGAAGAAUUUGACAAACUUAUUCAUGCAAAAGGAAAGUUCAAGCCUGGGGACUGUGCCAUGACUUGUGCAGGAGGACGACUUUGUUGCAAAAAAAUUAUCCUUGCAGCAAGACCUGAGCUUUACUCAGACAAGUCCUUAAAGGCACAGACACAGUUGAGAAGGGUCGUUAAGUCAAGCUUAUCUCUUGCUGAAGAACACGGCUGCAUCUCAGUGGCUCUGCCUGUGAUCAGAAAAAACCUGGGGUUCCCCCUCGCUUUGUGUGCUUCCACCAUGGUGAAAGCAGUAAAAGACCAUUGUGAAGACACUUACGACGACAGCUGCCUGAAGAGGAUCCAUUUCGUGAACAAUGAAGAUAGUGUUGUACAGGCUAUGGAGAAUGCUGUUAGAAGUGUGUUCGGAAAUCAUGGUGUCAGUCAUCCUCAACUUCCUACCCAUGUUGCAGCCAAGUCCCCACUAGUCAAACAGGCUACAACCGACAGAAACUGCUUGGGUCAAGUACGGACUAAAGAAGGCCUGGACAUCACUGUGGUGAAAGGAAAUAUCGAAAGCGCUAUGACGGACGUGAUCGUAAAUACUGUGUUUGAAGAUCUUGCACUGAACAAAGGAGCAGUUUCACAGGCCAUCUUGGCUGCUGCUGGACCCAAACUGCAGCAGCUGGUAAAGGCAGUGAAAGCCAGUGGAAGCAUUGGUGACAUCAUUGAUACUGAGGGCUGCAAACUGAAAAGCAAACAUGUUUUCCAUGUAAUCACCCCUCAUUGGAAUAAUGGACAAGGCACAUCUGAAAAGGUGCUGAGUGGUAUUUUCAAAGAUUGCCUGAGCAAGGCGGAGGAGUCUGGUCAGAGGUCCAUUUCCUUCCCUGCCAUUGGCACUGGAAACCUAGGUUUCCCAAAAGACCUUGUAGCAUCUAUGAUGCUGGAUGAAAUGUUAACAUUUAGCAGUAAGAAACAACCAAAGCACCUGAAAGAGGUUGUUAUCAUUCUUUACUCAGGAGACACACACACAAUUCAGGCUUUUACUGAUGAAUUUAAUAAGAAGUUUCCAAAUGCAGGUCAACCAGCAGGUCCCACAGCAGGUCCCUUUUCUAAAAUAGUAUCAAGUUCAGGAAUGCAUGAGACCAAAAUGGGAAACGUUGCUGUACAAAUCACUACUGGAGACAUAACCAAAGAGACCACUGAUGUUAUCAUCAACUCCUCCAAUAAUGACUUCACUCUGAAGUCGGGAGUAUCCAAGGCUAUUCUGGAAGGAGCUGGUCAGGCUGUUGAACUAGAGUGCAAAGAUCUUGGUGCUCAGCCCAACUCCGGCAUGAUAAUGACCCAGUCAGGCAACCUCAAGUGUAAGAAGAUCCUCCACCUGGUUGGACAGACAGAGCCAGCCAAAAUCACCAAUGCUGUGAAAGAGGUUCUGCAGAUGUGUAUGCAGAACUCACACACAUCUGUCUCAUUUCCUGCCAUUGGCACAGGUCAAGGCAAUACAAGGGCAAAGCUUGUGGCAGAUGCCAUGUUGGAUGGAGUGAUUGAUGUAUUGAGUCAAAACCCUUCCAGUAUCCUGAAGACUAUCAGGAUUGUUAUUUUUCAACCACCAAUGCUUAAAGACUUUUACAACAGCAUGCAUGAAAGACAGAGCACUCAGGCCAAUGAGACAAAGGACAAAGGAAGCAUCCUGCAUACCAUUGGCUCCGUGUUUAAAUCUUGGUUUAGUAGUGGAAGCUCUGUAAAGCCACAGAAACAAGGAGAUUUUGUCAUUGAGGGUGUGAAAGUGGACCCUGCUUGCUUCCAUAUCUGUGGUGGCUCUCAGAAUAAGGUAGACUUGACUAAACAACGCAUCAGUGACUGGAUAUCCAAGGAGCUCAGCAGCACAGUCAUUAAAGACGACGCCAUUCUCAGGUUUUCUGAUGCAAACCAAAAACUCAUAGAAGACAUCCAGAAGAAAAUGGGGGUGAGCGUACGAAUUGAAAGCAAGAAUGGCCAAGUCUCACUCAUUAUAGAGGGUCUCAGCAAAGAUGUGGUUGAAGCCAGCAACAAGAUCCAUGAGAUGUUGAGGAGUGUGAGAGAUGAAGAAGACAUGAAUAAAAAAAUGGAGAUAGCAAGCACAGUGGCAGAGUGGCAGUACCAACAGCAGGGUCUCCAAUUUCAGAGUUUUGAUUUGAAGACUAAUUAUGAACUUGAGCAAGCACUGGAAAAGAAUCAACCUUCUGUAAAAGUCACAGUCCAAGGUCACGAUUACACAGUCACCAUGCCAAGUGGACCUGCUACUGACAAGAAAGGCCAGACCCUACAGAUAAAGAGAAUUGACAAACUAAAAGUCAUACCAGAAACGUGGGAAGUCAUGCCACCCAGUUCCUCCACCAAAUCCUUCCCCAUUGCGGUCGGAACACCUGAGUACACUGAUAUCCAGAAUCUGUUCCAAGCCACAUGCAAGCAAACAAUUACUAAGAUUGAAAGGAUUCAGAACCUGCGAUUAUGGCAGAGCUAUCACAUCAACAAACAACAUAUGGAUCAAAAAAACGGUAAACAAGCAAACAAUGAGAAGCGCCUCUUCCAUGGGACAUCUGAUGACACCCUCGCCAUCAUCACUAAUCAUGGAUUCAACAGGAGUUACGCAGGAAAGAAUGCUACUGCUUAUGGCAAAGGCACAUACUUUGCUGUCAAUGCUAGCUACUCUGCGAGCAACACUUACUCCAGGCCGAAUCCACAAGGAGAAAAGCACAUGUACUUAUGUCGUGUACUUGUGGGGGAAUUCACCACUGGGAAACCAGAUCUCAUUGAACCUCCCGUCAAGAGUCCUGGCUCCAUUGAUAAGUAUGACAGCGUUGUGGACAACAUUGUCAAACCUGCAAUGUUUAUCAUAUUCCAUGAUAAUUAUGCUUAUCCUGAAUAUCUCAUUACAUUCAAGUGAAACAACAAUGUACUGAGAAACAAAUGUCUAACACUGCCUUUGCUUAUAAUUGUUUAUAGAGCUGAUUUUAAUAUGUUCUGUUUUUUUAUUCAAUGAAUGUUUUUGUUAUCUACUUUAGAUGUUCCAGUCCUAUGUGUACCCUUUUAACAGUAAUAACACAUAAUACAUUGCAAAAAGAGCUAUUGGACAUAAGCCAAAUAUUCUUAUAUUUGACCAAAUUGCUUAGCAUAAAGCAUAGAAUAAAAGUCCAGCCACUGACAGACCAUAAUGGGUCUUAAAAGUAGUAAAAAUAAAUGUUCACACUUAUUUUAGAUCAAUAUUGUGGUGUCAUUUUUUAAGUACAAUUUUCCUCUGCUGGGAUUUUAUGCAAACCACUGUUUUUUACUUUUCAGUUAAUUCCAGUUUAAUAUUAACUGGAUUAUCUUAAGACGUUUUCUUUAAAUAAAAUUGCUUCUUCAAUGCAAAACAUGCUUGAUAAAAUUGUUUUUACUCUUACAAACAUUUGUUUUCCUGGAUAUAAGGCUUCAUUCCAAUUUUUAAAUUCCUUUUUUGUAGUGUUUGCGUUUUACAAAAACACUGUAAAAAUGAAACUAGAAGAAAGUAAAAAGCACUGGAGUGCAAGUAGUUUUUGUGCAUUGGUGUGGACAUUGGCCUGACAGACACUGUUGAUUUUAGAAAGAACACAAAACUGUUCUAUUCACAAAUAAAAUACAAAUACACUGA
This is a messenger RNA of Sphaeramia orbicularis (orbiculate cardinalfish), 6142 nucleotides long. RefSeq names its product protein mono-ADP-ribosyltransferase PARP14-like. The transcript has 17 exons. Gene Ontology annotation, biological process: negative regulation of gene expression; protein poly-ADP-ribosylation. NCBI's taxonomy places the organism in Eukaryota, Metazoa, Chordata, Actinopteri, Kurtiformes, Apogonidae. Gene Ontology annotation, molecular function: transcription corepressor activity; NAD+ poly-ADP-ribosyltransferase activity. The record is from RefSeq and is a predicted model, not a curated record. Bases 26 to 5419 code for a protein of 1797 amino acids. Gene Ontology annotation, cellular component: nucleus; cytoplasm.